Molecule: messenger RNA, 686 nt
Organism: Macadamia integrifolia
Lineage: Eukaryota; Viridiplantae; Streptophyta; Magnoliopsida; Proteales; Proteaceae
Product: pathogenesis-related protein PR-4-like
Exons: 2
Coding region: 79-510 (143 amino acids)
Biological process (GO): defense response to bacterium; defense response to fungus
Molecular function (GO): RNA nuclease activity
Source: RefSeq, a predicted model, not a curated record
CUCACGCCAUCUUUCCUCACACCCUGGAGUCAGAGUCAGAGUCAGAGUAAGAGAGAGAGAGGGAGAGAGGGAGAGAGGAUGAGUAAUGCAUACUAUCAAGCAGUGUGCGUUGCGUUGGUGCUGAGUAUAACAACAGGUGCAAUGGCACAGAGCGCUUCGAACGUGAUAGCAACGUACAAUUUCUACGACGCGUCUCAAAACAAUUACGACUUGAACGCCGUGAGCACUUACUGUGCUACAUGGGACGCUAACCACUCCCUCGCUUGGCGCAGCCAGUACGAAUGGACUGCCUUCUGUGGCCCCUCCGGCCCCAAUGGCGAGUCCGCCUGCGGCCUAUGCUUGAGUGUGACCAACACUAGGACUGGGACUCAGCUACCAGUGAGGAUCGUGGAUCAAUGCUCUAAUGGAGGCUUGGAUUUGGACUAUAGUGCGUUCCAGAAGCUGGACACUGAUGGCAAUGGCUACCAGCAGGGUCACCUUGUCGUCAACUACGAGUUCAUCAGCUGCUGAUCAUCCCAUGAACUACAUCUCUAGAAUCUCUCACUACUAUUAUGUAUUAAUUAAUUGAUGAUAAAUUUGUGGUUCGAUGUUGUGAUCAUCACCAUGGAAAUGCUUAAAUAAGGAAACCAACCAUUUGUACUCGUCAUAAAAUUAAAAAAUAAAUGCUUCCACGGUUCUUUCCCUCU